UUUUAGCACAGUUACAGCCUUCAAGUUAUGUUAUAUUCACUGCAUACAUCUGUAAGUCUAUUAUGGUUUAGUAUUAUGAAGUUACAAUGAUCUACUCUUUCAAAGAGACACUUCAGUGUCUCAUCAUAAGAGACAUUUCAGUGUUGUCUGAAGUUCAAAUGUCAAAUAAAGUGAUCAAUGAGUUGUGUUUAUGUCCGGGACUCCAGUCUACUAUGAAUGAGGAGAGAGGGGAGGGGGGUCCUGCUUCUGAAACCACUCUAUCUGGGGACCAUGGCCACCAGAGCAAAGCUAAGAGGAGAGUUCAGCAAGAGCCAACCGAAUCCCCUGGACCCAGCGGUGUCUCCAUGGAGAAGGACUGCUCCAUGGCUAGACCUGUUGGGUUCAAUGAAGGACAACCUUUAGUAGAAGGACAACCCUUUACGAAAAGAGUCAAGCAGGAGAGAGCAGGCUCCCCUGGACCCAGCUGUGUCUCCUUGAAUACGGAUGAUUCUAGGAUUCAUCCUCUUCAAUGUAAAGAAGAGGCCCACUCCCCCGGAGAGGAGAGACAACACCAGGAGAGAUCAACGGUAACCAAUGCUCAGUCUUUACUGCAGCAUCAAACAGAGCUGAUCAAGAGGGCUGAGGAGGACGCACAAACUUUUCUAGACAAGAGGCUGAAGAAGCUGUGGAGGGUAAUUUUCCCAGAUCUCCCACAAUGCUCAGAGAGUCAGAGGGAAGAGGAGGAAGAGAUGGAUGGUAAGAAAAAUGACCAGUGGAGACGCGCCCUAAAGGGAGUGGUGGACAUCGCAAAGCUCUGCCUGAUGGAGAUGAACCAGGAGGAACUGGCUGACAAACUGUGGAGCGAAACUGUUGCUGUAGAGUGCCAAGGUAAAAUCAAGUCUCACCUGAAGAAGGUGUCUGGGUGUGUGUUUGAGGGACAGCCAGCAGGUCUGAAUGACUUCUAUAUAGAGAUUUGCAUCACAAAGACAGGCAGCGGAGAGGUCAACAUGGAGCACGAGGUCACAAUGAUGGAAACAGCUUCCAGAAAACUAGCCACUGUGGAAACAGCAAUCAAAUGUGAAGACAUCUUUAAACCCUUACCUGGAAAAGAUCUACCAAUCAGAACAAUAAUGACAACUGGAGUGGCCGGCAUUGGUAAAACAGUUUUAACACAGAAGUUCACUCUUGAAUGGGCAAAAGGCAAAACCAACCACGACAUACACUUCACAUUUCCAAUCACCUUCAGAGAGCUGAAUUUACUGAAAGUGAAAGAGUUCAGUUUGCUGGAACUUCUGCAUUACUUCUUUAUUGAGACGAAAGAAGCAGGAAUCUGUAGAUAUGACCGUUUCCAGGUUGUCUUCAUCUUGGAUGGUCUGGAUGAGUGUCGACUUCCUCUGGACUUCCAGAACAACCCCACCUUGACUGAUGUCACAGAGUCAGCCUCGGUGGAUGUGCUGCUGACAAACCUCAUCAGGGGCAACCUGCUUCCCUCUGCUCGCAUCUGGAUAACCACGCGCCCUGCGGCAGCCAAUCAGAUCCCUGCUGAGUGUGUUGACAUGGUCACAGAGGUGAGAGGGUUCACCGACCUGCAGAAGGACGAGUACUUCAGGAAGAGAUUCAGAGAGGAAACGGAAGCCAGCACAACCAUCUCCCACAUCAUGACAUCACGCAGCCUCCGCAUCAUGUGUAACAUCCCAGUCUGCUGUUGGAUCAUGGCUACAGUUCUGAAGCACUGGUUCAAAACAUCCAAGAUCGGAGAAGAAAUGCCCAAGACCCUGACUCAGAUGUACAUCCAGUUCCUGAGGGUUCAGUUCAUACAAGGCGACAGGAAAAACAUUGGAAGAGCUGGAACAAAUCCACAGUGGAGUCCAGAGGGUGGGAAGAUAAUUGUUUCUCUUGGAAAACUGGCUUUUAACCAGCUGGAGAAAGGCAACCUGAUCUUCUACGAGACAGACCUGGUAGAGUGUGGCAUUGAUAUCCAAGCAGCCUCAGUGUACUCAGGAGUGUUCACCCAGAUCUUUAAAGAGGAGUGUGGUCUCUACCAGGACAAGGUGUUUUGCUUUGUCCAUCUGAGCAUCCAGGAGUUUUUGGCUGCCUUAUAUUUCUUGAUAUCCUUCAUCGAUACUGGUGUCAAUGAGUUCUCAAAGGAACAAUCACCCUCCAAAGAAAUUUACACCAUCUGCCAGAGAGCUGUGGACAAGGCCUUAGAGAGGGAGAAAGGACACCUGGAUUUGUUCCUACGCUUUGUCAUUGGUCUCUCUCUAGAUAACAAUCAAAUUCUCCUACAAGGUCUGCUGACAAACAAACGUUCACAACAACAUCAUAUAGUCUCUCAUAUCAAGGAGAAGAUAAGUGGAGAGCUCUCUCCACAGAGAAGCAUCAAUCUGUUCCACUGUCUGAACGAGAUGAACGACAAUUCUCUGGUAAAUGUUAUCCAACAGAAGCUGAAAUCAGGGGAACAACUUUCCCCUGCUGAUUGUUCUGCUGUGGUAUUCAUCUUAAUGUCAUCAGAAAAGGAGGUUGAAGUGUUUGACCUGAAGAAAUACUGUGCCUCUGAGAAGGGUCUUCUAAGGCUGAUGCCAGUGAUAAAAGAAUCCAUGACAUCUCAGCUGAAUGCCUGUAAGCUGUCAGAGAAUUGCUGUGGAGCUCUGGCCUCAGUUCUCAGCUCAAACUUUCGGCUGAGAGAGCUUGACCUGAGGACCAAUGAUCUGCAGGAUUCAGGAGUGAAACUGCUCUCUGCUGGACUGGGGAGUCCACACUGUAAACUGGAAACUCUCAGGCUGAAUGGCUGUCAUCUGUCAGAGAGAUGCUGUGAAGCUCUGGCCUCAGUUCUCAGCUCCAACUCCUCUAAACUGAGAGAGUUGGACCUGAGUACAAAUGAUCUGCAGGAUUCAGGAGUGAAGCUGCUCUCUGUUGGACUGGGAAGUACACACUGUACCCUGGAAACUUUAAGCCUGAAUGGCUGUCAUCUUUCACAGAGAUGCUGUGAAGCUCUAGCCUCAGUUCUCAGCUCCAACUCCUCUAGUCUAAUAGAGCUGGACCUGAGUACCAAUGACCUGCAGGAUUCGGGAGUGAAGCUGCUCUCUGCUGGACUGGGGAGUCCACACUGUACACUGAAAACUCUCAGGAUGAUUGGCUGUCAUCUGUUGGAGAAAUGCUGUGAAGAUCUGGCCUCAGUUCUCAGCUCCAACUCCUCUAGUCUGAUAGAGCUGGACCUGAGUACCAAUGACCUGCAGGAUUCAGGAGUGAUGCAUCUCUCUGCUGGACUGGGGAGUCCACACUGUACACUGGAAACUCUCAGGUUGUCUGGUUGCCUGGUCACACAGGAAGGCUGUGCUGCUCUGGCCUCAGCUCUGAGCUCCAACCCCUCCCAUCUGAUUGAGCUGGACCUGAGCUACAAUCACUCAGGAGACUCAGGAGUUACGCUGCUCUCUGCUGGCCUGGAGGAUCCACGCUGGAGUCUGGACACUCUCAGUGUGGAGCACGAUGGAGUGGGGAGGCUGAUACCAGCUCUAAAGAAGUAUGCCUGUGAACUCACACUGGACCCAGACACAGCCUACAAACAUCUCCUUCUGUCUGAGUUCAACAGAAAGGUGACGAUGGUUAGGAAGGAGCAGUUGUAUCGUAAACGCCCACUGAGAUUUGACCACCAGAACCAUGUGUUGUGUAAAGAGGGUCUGACUGGCCGCUGUUACUGGGAGGUUGAGAGGGAAGGAGAUGUUUAUAUAGGAGUGGCAUACAAAGGAAUCCCAAGGAAAGAACGGAAUGCUGAAGGCUGGCUUGGCGAGGACAACAAGUCCUGGAGUCUUUAUUGUUAUGAUGGUGGUUACACUGCCCGGUACAACGGUAGUACAACAGACAUACGUCUCCACCCCUCUGGCUCUGACAGGGUAGGAGUGUAUCUGGACUGGCCUGCUGGCACUCUGUCCUACUACAGAGUGUCCCCAGAUGUAGGAGGGUGCUCAGACACACUGACACACAUCCACACCUUCCAGUCCGCAUUCACCCAGGAGAACCUCCUCCCUGCGUUUGGGCUAUGGGGAUUUGGUUCCUCAGUGUCUCUGUGUUGGAUAUAGCCACACACACAUACACAUGUGCUUAUACAGACACACACACACACACGCACACACACACACACACACACACACACACACACACAUAUAUAUAUAUAUAUAUAUAUAUAUAUAUAUAUAUAUAUAUAUAUAUAUAUAUAUAUACGGGCAGACAGGUUUGUAUGCAGGAUAUAAAGCAUAUCAAGGUCAUACGAGUGUCUCUUGGCUGUUCAUUGCUUAGCCAUCUCUGUAUUCCUACAGCAUUGGAAUACGUCGCGGCAUGGUGAGAUUAAAGGGGGACAGCCCGGUUGAGUGUGGGGGUGAUUUUCUAAUCCGAUAAAGCGUUUGUUUUGGAGAUCACCAGUUGUUAUCUGGAUGCAUGUCUGGAAUAUCCGCUUCUGGACCCCUGGAUGUACAUGUUUUGCAUUGUGUUGUUCUAGCAACUGCUGUUUAUGCUCUUAGGAGUCAACUUGGAGAUUGUAGUGUUUAAUCUAACACUCAACAAUGCUCUUAUCUCUUCUGAAAGUCUAGCAUGGUGAACUGUAAGAGCAGGUGACUUCUAAGAUCUUCCAUAGGGUUAGCCUAGCAGGUUUCAGAGAUCUAUUUUCAAUUAUUAUUAUUUGUUUUAAUCUUGAUAUGAUUAUUCGUAUUGUACUUUACUACAAUAUUUUGGAUAGAGUACUUCAUUAUAACAACAUUUUCAAACUAAAGGGCUCUGAUAGCCUUUUCUAUUUUGAUAAGCGUGUGCAACCUGAUUUAAAGCUGAUUUAAUUAUAUCUUAACAUCGAUUCCUGGUGUUUCUUUUGGGGGCCACACGGCAGAAGAACAUAUUCAGUUUUUUAAAGAUUUGUGUGCACCUGUUUAUGAUUUGUAAUGUCUGCUACUUAUACUUUUAUCAUUCUGUUCUGUGCGUACAUGUAAGGGGUCCUAUACUCCAUUGCAUUUGUUAAUAAAGCAUUAUGAUAAUAAACAACUCAGUGGAUCCAACUAAAUCAUCUUGUGUGUUCUUCCGCUGAAUCUUCCCUUCGGUUCAGUAGGAAUCCUCCAGGCUGAGCAGAUUUUUUCUCCAGAGCUCUCUGUUGAUUAUCCUAGCAGCACACCUGUGUCCUCCCAGCCCCAUGGUUGGAUCCCAGCUGGCCUGUAUGGGGUCCCCUGUGAGUUUGGAUGCGUGAUCAGUCCCUCCCAUGGCUCUUCAUCAACUCAUUGUCGGCUUAAAGGAGACAUAUUAUGGUGUUUUGCCAACAAGUAAACAUAGUAAUUGAGUUCCAGAAAACAUGUUUUUGAAGCUAAUUGCUGGAAAUAGCUUUUAGGAAAAAUAAUCUCGCCUACCGCUAUUGUGGUAGAAAUUACUGAUUAUAUUCUAUGGUAAACUGUGAUUAUUAUGAGGUCUUUAUAUCUAAUAGUGGAAAACACACGGUGCCUGGGGGUCUGGGUUUAGAACAGAUGGAGGGGCCCCUAAAAGGAGCAGGGCUAUCUUUGGGCUAUCUUUGCUGACCAUUUGUUGCCCAUUUGCUGACCAUUCAGGUUAAAAUGGAUUUAUGACUGAAUGGAGGCAGACACCUCAAGGAGAAGCUGCUCUGUUUGUGUGUAUAAAAAGACGCCGCAGUUUGUGAACCACAGUGACUCUAUAGACCUACUCAGGCUGUUAUCGUUGUUGUUUUUCUUCACGAUAAAGUCUUUUUUCAAUUCUUGCUCCGGACCCUUCGAUUUAUUUUACACUCUCUCUCUUAAAUUAGUCUAAGUGUUUUAAAUCUCGAUUAAUCUUCGACACUAUUCCCCUCUGUUUCAGUCCCUUUAGAAUGCGCUGUUUCUGGUGUCUUUAGCUUUAAUGCAAAUGAGCUGCUUCCCAUUGACCAAUGAGCUGUCAGACUGAAACACAGCAUGGAGGAGAAGGGAUUGUUCCCG
Gadus chalcogrammus (walleye pollock) is the source of this 5936-nucleotide messenger RNA. Its product is annotated as NACHT, LRR and PYD domains-containing protein 12-like. Gene Ontology annotation, molecular function: protein binding. Bases 87 to 4055 code for a protein of 1322 amino acids. The transcript has 13 exons. NCBI's taxonomy places the organism in Eukaryota, Metazoa, Chordata, Actinopteri, Gadiformes, Gadidae. The record is from RefSeq and is a predicted model, not a curated record.